Lingula anatina is the source of this 745-nucleotide messenger RNA. RefSeq lists its product as uncharacterized. NCBI's taxonomy places the organism in Eukaryota, Metazoa, Brachiopoda, Lingulata, Lingulida, Lingulidae. The record is from RefSeq and is a predicted model, not a curated record.
UACAAAUACAAUGUAUACCUCGCGUAGAGUACACAUAUUUUGCUCACAUUACAUAGUCUGUCACCAUGCCAUCCCUAGGAUAUACGCACAGUUAUUUUUUCAGCUUUCCACGACAAUUGGCGGCUAGGACGGAAGACCACAAAAAAUUAGGGAAUGUCAUAGCCCAUGCCAUAGCCAAUCCGAUUUUAGUCUGGGGAUUCGUAUCUCUGCUGGCGCAUUUCAUUCCCAAAGAUAUAGUUGUGGCAUUAGUGAUCGCUAAAAUGUUAUUUUGUCUGGCGCAAGAUAUCAAAUGUGGGUUCAUCUACAGUGUAAUAUGGGGCUUGACAGUAUAUCACCAACUGUACAUAUUAACUCCUGUUCCUUUACUUGCUAUAAUAGCAGUUAUAGGGGUGGGAGUCGUUAUCAGCAUCGGUGUAGGGCACUGGAUAAUAGAACAGGAGUUGCCCCAUGAGAGAAAUCACCCAGCUGUUAAAAGUGACAGACUCCUGUUCAAAUUCUGUGGCUUUUUGAACGAAGUGUUUUUGGCUUCUUUCCACUUUCCAGUAUUGUUACUGUUACGAUGUGGUCUUAUGUCAAAACUGCGACAAAAAGUCAACAAAGAAUGCUUUAAGACGCAAUACAGAUAUAAACAAAUAAAGCAAAUGGAAAUGAAAUAAAGCCAUAUGUAUUAAACUGUCAUAAUGACUUGCGUUUAAAGUUAACAUUAUAUUACAUCAAAUCAGAUACUACUAUACUACAUGUAUAC